Molecule: messenger RNA, 890 nt
Organism: Armigeres subalbatus
Lineage: Eukaryota; Metazoa; Arthropoda; Insecta; Diptera; Culicidae
Exons: 3
Coding region: 314-862 (182 amino acids)
Source: RefSeq, a predicted model, not a curated record
GUCUGAGUUGGAAGACGUGGUCAGUGACCAUACCGUAAAUUGCAACUACAUCGGAAGGGUGAGAGAACACAAGUAGAAAGAUUCUAACCCGCUGAUAGGGGCCGAAAAUUCACUUAACAUCUUAAGACCGGAUCAAGGAGUGAGUUAAAGACGACGGUUUUAAUAAGUUUUCCGAACAAGGGUCAAACAAAUUCCUGUGCCGGUCGACCCGGGGUUGGAUCAUCCCAACGAACGGUUGGGGUAGUUGCUGAUAUGGUUUCAGUGUUCAAUCUUCAAUCAACAGCGUCAAGGCGAGUAAGCAUGGCCAAUUUAUAUGAACCAGCGGGAAGAAUUUACGCUGCUCAUCCGGACUAUACAAGACCAUACGGGACUGUUCGAAUUUACAGUGGAGCAGCUUAAAAUAAAAUGGGCAAACUUGACCAGGAAGUACAAGCUACUUAUCACUCCUCCCGCUGGAGGUGCCACGGAGAAUGGUGAGACAACACCAGGCGGUUGGGGAUAUUUCGAUCUACUCCACGAAUUCAUGUCAUCACAACACACCAUCAAUCCUUCGAUUGUUAUCAACAGCUGUGGAAUUGUAGUGGAGAAUUCCAAUAACAAUUUUCCCAAUGAUGACGAGUUACAUGUGGCGGGGCCGUCCGAUGUUCAUCCAGAUGGAUCUAAUGUUUCAAGUCCUGAGACAGCAACGCAGAGUGCAGAAAGUAUGGCUGAACAAUCCAACAGGAAACGGAAGCGAAACCGAUGUACACAGCAGGACACGUUUGAAUUUUUUGUCGAAGAGUCGAAGAGGGAAAAAAUGAAGGAAGAAAGUUCUUUACGCUACCGAAGUCUAUUGCCGGAGCUCAAAACAUCGUGUUGCUAAACAUGGACUCAAAUUCCUCCAACUCAGA